This is a messenger RNA of Thermothelomyces thermophilus ATCC 42464, 913 nucleotides long. RefSeq lists its product as uncharacterized. The transcript has a single exon. Gene Ontology annotation, molecular function: 3-hydroxyacyl-CoA dehydratase activity. The coding region runs from base 520 to 846 and encodes 108 amino acids. Gene Ontology annotation, cellular component: endoplasmic reticulum membrane. The record is from RefSeq and is a predicted model, not a curated record. NCBI's taxonomy places the organism in Eukaryota, Fungi, Ascomycota, Sordariomycetes, Sordariales, Chaetomiaceae. Gene Ontology annotation, biological process: fatty acid elongation; sphingolipid biosynthetic process; very long-chain fatty acid biosynthetic process.
GGGCCCAGCUCAACGGAAACGCUCAGGCCCUCUAAAACUCGGUCAAUUUUUUGAUCCUUUUUGUCCGAAGCCUUCACAAUCCAAGCCCGCCAUUGAGGUCCCACGUCAACCACUUUCAACAUAACCGCUGGUCGACGAGAUACCGGCGAUACCAAAAAUGGCUGCAUCCACCGGUUUCGGCCCCAAAAAGGCCUACCUCAUCCUCUAUAAUGCCGCCUCUGCCAUCGCUUGGGCCACCAUUCUCGGGCGUGUCGCCGUCGUCCUGUGGUGGAAGGGCGCGCCGUUCGUGCCGCUGGUGGUAGACAACUUUGCGCGCAUCACCCAGACUUUUGCCCUCAUGGAGGUCCUACAUGCUCUGACCGGUGCGUCCUCUUCUCCGUCCAAAAAAAAACAAAAAAAAAAAAAGCCAACCAUCUCUUCCGUGAUGCGCCCUACCGCGGCCCGACCUGAAGCUAACACGAAGGUACUGCGCGCGCAUCACGCACAGGAGUCGUCCCCGCCCCGUUCUUCACCACGGCCAUGCAGGUCGCGAGCAGGCUCUUCCUCAUGUGGGCCGUGUGCUGGCCGUUCCCGCAGCUCAACGCGAGCCCCUUCUACUCGUCGAUGCUGAUCGCCUGGAGCCUGUCCGAGGUCGUUCGGUACUCGUACUUUGCGCUCAAGCAGGUGGAUGCGGUCCCAACCUGGCUGCAUUGGUUGCGGUACAGCGCGUUCCUCGUACUGUACCCUGUGGGCAUCAGCAGCGAGGUGGUCAUGACGCUGCUCGCGCUCUGGGGCCCCGCUGCGGACCUCGUGGCUUGGUAUCCGUAUGCGCUCACGGCUGUGCUGCUGUCUUAUGCUCCGGGUUAGUGACCUUCGCAAAUAUCAUCGCCCUUGAAGAAGUGAUGCCGAGACAGGAUGUGACGCUGACUGCUAU